GCGCGCCCUGGCUUCUCGCCUCCCGCCUCUGGGAGGGACGCCGCCGGCCCAAGAGGCGCCUCCGAAGCCCCGUCCCGUCUUGAGGGGAGCCCGUUCCCGUCGCCUCGGCCUCUCGUCCUUCUCCGCUCCCGCCUCCUUCUCCUCGUCGCGGCGGGACCAUGUCUCGGGCUCCCGAGGAGGUGAACAAGUUGACUGAAAGCACCUAUAAAAAUGUUAUGGAACAAUUCAAUCCUGGGCUGCGGAAUUUAAUAAACCUGGGGAAAAACUAUGAAAAAGCUGUUAAUGGUAUGAUUCUUGCCGGAAGAGCAUACUAUGAUGGUGUUGCAAAAAUGGGUGACAUUGCAGUUGCCUCGCCUGUUUCUAAAGAACUGGGACAUGUUCUCAUAGAAAUUUCUAUUGCACAGAAGAAACUAAAUGACAGCUUAGAUGAAAGUUUCAAGAAAUUCCAUAAAGAGAUUAUAUCUGAGCUGGAGAAGAAAACAGAACUAGAUGUAAAAUACAUGAAUGCUACUUUGAAAAGAUACCAGAAUGAACAUCGAAGCAAACUGGAUUCUUUGGAAAAGUCUCAGGCUGAGCUGAAGAAAAUCAGAAGGAAAAGUCAAGGAGGAAGGAAUGCCACAAAAUAUGAGCAUAAAGAAACAGAGUAUUUGGAAACCGUGAGUUCUCGGCAGAGUGAUAUCCAAAGAUUUAUCGCUGAAGGUUGCAGAGAGGCGUUACUUGAAGAGAAAAAAAGAUUCUGUUUUCUGGUUGACAAGCACUGCAGUUUUGCUCAACAUAUGAAGUUUUACCACGUAGAGUCCUCAGAGUUACUUAACUCCAAAUUGCCUGGAUGGCUGGAAACUUGCAGUGAUGCUACGAAAGUGCCGGAAAAAAUCAUCAAUAUGAUUGAAGAGAUAAAGACACCUGGCACCACUCCAGUAUCUGGAACUCCGAUGCCUUCACCAAUGUUAGAGAGAAACAGUAUGGUCGGAAACAGUUAUGAUUCACUUCACAGAAAUUACCCCAAAGUGCCUCCCGCGCCUACAGGGAGAGCCUAUACUAGUCCUUUAGUUGAUAUGUUUAACAAUCCACCAAUGGCUCCAAAGGCACCUUUGGAGAGACUGAAUCAUUCAACAGAUCACGUAGACGAUUCCAGUUUAUCACGAUCAACCUCCGUUGCCACGGGACUAAAUAUAAUGAAAAAGCAGAAAGUUAAAACCAUCUUUCCCCACACUGCUGGGAGUAACAAGACUCUGCUGAGUUUUGCACAGGGAGAUACCAUCACACUACUUGUAUCUGAGGAAAGGGAUGGCUGGCUGUACGGGGAGCACGAUGUGACUAAAAUAAAAGGAUGGUUCCCGUCAUCAUACACAAAGCCAGUGGAAGAACCAGUUGAGAACAUUCAUAUGCCAGCAACGAGUACCGCACCUCUCCGAAGCAUCAGCUCAGGAAACUUAACGGAGAGAGGUGGGGUUGUCCUUCCUCCACCAGAUUAUUUGUUAACUGGGCAAGCAAGAGCAACUUCAGAACUAAGACUAGAGUCUUCAAGAAAUGCUGCUAUGAUUAAAAGUUCAAUGGCCAAAUCAGAAAGCACAGCUCUGAAACCUGACAUGAAUGGCAUUGUAAAACCACCUUUCCUAAGUGGGGAAAAUCCAUUUGUCACCGUGAAACUCCGACCAACAGUAACAAAUGACAGAUCAGCACCAAUACUUCGAUGAGCAACAUUAACGGAAUGUUUUUUACCCUUCCUUGUAAACAUUAUACUAUCUUCAGCAAUAUGAUUUUUGGAUGCGGUCUGUUGUUGUUUUAAAACGUUAUUUAAAUGUAAUUAAUGUGUACAGAAGCAGAAAGUUGUAAAGGAUUUCCUGACUUUUAAAAAAUCUUUUUGCUUCCUACAUCAGCUAAUUAUUGAUGGGUUAAGAUGCUUGAAAAUUCUCUUGAUUUUACAGUGUGCCUUGUUUAGGAAUACAGAAUUGCGAAAAUAGGGACGAGGCUUGAGUAUUAUCAUUAUCAGCAUAAUUAUUCAUUUAUUCCUCUGUGCCAGUUGUAUGGUUAAUCCUAUGGGUAAGUUCCAAUUAUUUAAGUUUGCUGGUACCAUUUACUUAGACACAUGAAUACACUUAGCUGAUUUUUAAAUAGUCAAGCCAUUUAAGGAUUGCCUUAACAUACAGUGAAAUAUUGUGUAUAGUAAUAUUUUCAUUAUAUCGGUUAAGAUAAAUGUCUUAGGGUACAAUAAGAAUAAAUAUCUUCUGAAUGAUCAGAAAAUGUAAUAUUCUUGAACAUAGUUUGCAAUGUGUUAAAACACAAUAUAACUAUUGCACUGUCUUUAUUUUAGCAGGAUUCUAACUCAUAGGAGAGGUUAAUACAAAUUAUUUCAGUGAUGAAUAAUUACAAAUGGAAACCUACGUAUUCCUUUACUGUAUUCUCCCUUUUUUAAAAAGUGCAUGAUCUUCAGAUUUUGUCGCUAAAGAGAGUUUGAUACACAGAUAAUAAAAUAUGGAUUGUUACUGCAUAAAGAAUUGCAUUAUACACACACAAACAAAACCAUGUAUAUAUACCUACUUACAUUUUACCCUUUUGGUUACGGCAUACGCUGUCUCCAUUCCUAGGUAGCUGCAAGCUGGUCUCUUAAGCAGUGGUUAAAGAGAACAUUAUACAAAAGAAAUGUAGAUGUACAUUCCCUUCAACUUUUCACCAAUGAACUUAAGUGGAAUCAGGAGCAUGCCCUGGUAGACAACACUGGAUCAGGAGACAGGGCGGAAGAGUAUUCAGUCGUUAAUCAUUUUGACACAGUUUGGCAUGGUCAAU
Elgaria multicarinata webbii is the source of this 2787-nucleotide messenger RNA. It is a transcript of the gene BAIAP2L1, whose product is annotated as BAR/IMD domain containing adaptor protein 2 like 1. The record is from RefSeq and is a predicted model, not a curated record. Bases 159 to 1697 code for a protein of 512 amino acids. Gene Ontology annotation, cellular component: cytosol; nucleoplasm. Gene Ontology annotation, molecular function: protein binding. Gene Ontology annotation, biological process: actin crosslink formation; actin filament bundle assembly; plasma membrane organization. Lineage: Eukaryota; Metazoa; Chordata; Lepidosauria; Squamata; Anguidae. The transcript is spliced from 14 exons.